GCGUCGAUGGUCAGUGCUAAGUGUGACCGGUUCGAAAACGGUUUAUAUUUUUGCUCAUUUGUGAAUAUAGGCAUCAACCAACGACAGCGACAAACGAAUGCAAACAGAAGAAAAAGAAAAAAAAAUGAAGUGGUUUGUGUGCAUCGUACUUUUGGCCAUUGGCAUCGUCGACGCCGAACAGAAUAAGGCAUUCCGUGAACGAGCUGAAAUCUAUUCAAGGCUCACCGAGUGCGACUAUUACAAAACCGACGAAUACAACUACACGCAUUUUGUCGAAUUGAACAGCAUUAAAGAUACACAGCCAACCGGCUAUUAUGCACGCGUUCCGGUUUAUGUGAUCGGUCCCAGAGAUGGACACAUCAUUUUAUCAACAAAAAACACACCGAAUCGUGAUAAAGACGUUGUUUACGAAUUUUUGCUUGGUGGAUAUGGAAACACCAAAACUGUAAUUCGGAAGCGAAUUCAAAAGUAUCCAUUGAAAGAGAGUAUGCAAUUUUCGUCGGUCAUUUCGGAAUUGCGGCCGCUGAAAGUGGUGAUUGAAAUUGCAAAGAAUGGUCACAUUAAAGUUUUCACGGACAAUAAGCCAGAGCCAAUGAUCGAAGCCUUUGAUCCAUUUGUGUCGGAUGUGAAAUACUUGAGUUUUGCAUCGUAUCAAGGCGCUUCAAAUGAAUAUUUGUACAAUUGCAUCUCAGACAAAACCACCGUUGAUACAAGCAACGAUAUCCAAAAGCAACCCGUUGCUGCUCCAACCAACGAUUUGUCACGAGUGUCGCUCGAUACUUUGGUGAGCAAAUGUGAGACGGAAGAAACAUGGGAAUUGGAGUACAAUAAAUUCCAUGAGAUUAAGAGCUUCAAGAAUAGCCAAUCCGAUGGAUAUUUGUUCAAAUUGAACUUCUUCGUUUAUGGACAAAAAGAAGUGCACAUUUUGUUGUCAGCCACCGAAAAGCCGAUCAUCGACCGAGAAUCUGCUUAUGAAAUAGUGAUUGCUGGCUACGGUGGAACACGUCAGGUCAUUCGCAAAACGGUGGAAGGUGACGAUUUAUUCGAACGCGUGCAAUUGAAAGACUUGAUCUCGGAGGAUGAACAAAAACGAGUAUUAAUUCAAAUGACCAAAGAUGGUCAAAUCGAAGUAUUUGUGGGUGAAUUUCAGUAUAAACCGGUUGUGAAAGCAGUCGACCAGCGACCAGUCGAUGUGAAAUACGUGAGCUUUGCAUCGAAUGACGGCGCUCGUGUUCUGUUCUUCUAUAAUUGUGACGAUGAAAAGGCGGCAGCAUCACUUUUACCACCACCACCAGCACACAACUUGUUUGCCGAACCCAUUGAGCAUGAUGAUUUAGUUUUGGAAAAGAAAUGCAAACAUUUGCACGCUUGGGAAGACGUUUACACCACCGCCAUUAAGUUGGACUCAAUUAAAAAUAGCAAACCAGAUGGAUUCCGCGUUCAAUUGGCAUUGUUUGUGAAAGGUGUUCGUGAUGCACAAAUUCUUCUCACCACCGGCAACAGCCUUGACCCAAAGGAUGGCUAUGAAAUUGUAAUUGGCGGUUGGGGCGACUCCAAGCAUUUGAUCCGCAAGCACGGCGACGUUGUGACUAAAGUGAACGAAUUCAAUGUGUUAAAUGAAUUCAAGCCAAUCAAAGUGAUCGUUGAACUGACGGAAGAGGGUGUAUUGCGUGUCUUCACCGAAUCAAAUAAAUCGCGUCCGUUGCUCGAAUUCAAGGAUCCAAAACCGAUUGAUAAUUUGAACACACUUAGUUUUACCGCAUACUAUCGUGAUCUUGAUUUCUACUAUGGCUGUACCGCUUAAUUGCUGCAAUUAUUUUUUUUUUUUAAUUUUGUGAAACAACAUUUGACAUUGUUCGAAGUCGGACAGAGACAGAAAGCUUCUAAAUAUACGAACAAUUUGAAGAGAAAAAAAGCUAAUGAAUUGCUAUUCACUUUUCCCCGAAAAUAGGUCUUUCUUUCGUGGAGUACAUCGAGAUCGGUUGUGUUUUUAUUCAUUUACUGCAUAUGGUGUCAAAGUGGAAGAGGGACUCAACCGAAUGUAAUAAUCCACAAAACACGGCAUCAAGAACAAUGCCAUUGCCACUUUUUACACCUAAUUACAUCCUAUGGUUAUUGUUUUGAUGAGCGUGGUGCCACGCGCUGCUCUGUUUUUAUGUACGUGGAGUGUGUGUUUUUGUUCUUUGAAUCGCAACACUGCCAUUUCAAUGUGUUGCACAGUUCACCUGCUUUGUUUCUUUCAAUGCGCUUAAUUUUUCCGCCGCUGCUGAAGGGAAUUUCUUUGCUUUUCACAUUCGUUUUCCGCGAUCCAGAUAACAAAUGUGUAUGACUUCUUUCGACAUUUUGAACAUAUCGCAACCAUGAAAUUGUUUAAUUGUUAUUACAUUUGCCUAUCUUCCAAUGAAAAUUUACCGCAGCCCUUCCUCCUUAGGUGCUUAUUUUUGUUUCGCAAAGCAGAGAUAAAAAGCCGAAUUCGCAUAAUUAUUUCAAUUAUUUUCGAUUCAAAUUUUUGUUUCCGAAUCAUUUUCAAACAAGCGAACUAUUUCAAAACUCCGCCUUCAUCUUUUAUUCAAAACACGAUACAGUAUGAACACCUCAUUAAAGCAGCUUUCGGUUGACAGGAAAAAAACACGCCAUAUUUCUCACUUGGAACUGAAUCAUUUUGUAUAUUUGAAUAUUUCAUCUUCUGACACAUGUCUUAUCGACACACUUAGCGAAAAUUAAUCAACUUUUUUUUUCGGUCGGGGUGAAGAAAAACACAGAUCGCAACCAUUCACGUAGUGUCCAGAACGUUGAAUUGCGAGAUUAUUUUGUGAGAGAAUAUGUCAUUAAACUCAAAUCUAAAUUGAUAGAGCAUGAAAAUCGCUCAUUAGCCAUGAUCACAGAUAUAUUAUGACCCAAACAAACAUUAUCUAGCUCUAGAAUCACGAAUUUGGCCUCAAAAAUGGCACAAAUUGUAAAAUAUUUCAAUAAAAUGAGCACUUGAAAAAGCAAAAAUAGGUAAAAUGGACGUAAAAAUCGUUGAUAGUGCAAUAUUCACCGAUUUUGUAACUAAUUUUGCCUUUUUUGCCUAUUCAUUGGAAGAUUUCGCGAUCUGUGCCAUUUUUUAUGGCGAAAUUCUGGAUUUUAGAGUCAUUUGGAGGCGAAUUUUUCAUUUUCGUUUUCAUUUCCAAUUCAAAAAAUUAAGCAAAUGAAACUUUUUUCUCUUCAAACUCACUAAAUAUUAUCAAACGCCCUGAUGAUAAAUGAUAAGCUUGGACAAUGGUAGUUUUUUCCCAAUGACAAUCUUCAGUAAAUAUUUUUCGAAAAGAAACAAAACCAAUUAGAAUGAGAUUCAAAGUCAAAUUUUCUGGAGUAUCUCGCUGUUUAUCGGUAUUUUUAAAGCAAAUUCAGGCAUUUAGAGCCAUUUUCAGUUCAAAACUAGCCAGUCGAUGGAUCAAAGUCGAAGAUCCUUGUCAAAAUUUAAUGUUUGCUUAAUCGUAUUGAUCAAUCAGAUUUCUGUAAGAAAAAGUCAGUUAAAUCUGUUGUAAACAAUGUCUCGGUUAAAAUUCGCCAAAUUUUUGUGAAAUUCCAUCAAAAUCCACUGAGUUUACUAAAAAAAAAAUCGUGUCAUUCUGUAUGACUCUCUUGUUCGCACAUAUGUCAAUUGCCACGAAUAAAUUCAUAAGUUUAAUCGUUUAA
Messenger RNA from Sitodiplosis mosellana (orange wheat blossom midge), 3681 nucleotides. RefSeq lists its product as uncharacterized. Lineage: Eukaryota; Metazoa; Arthropoda; Insecta; Diptera; Cecidomyiidae. The coding region runs from base 98 to 1804 and encodes 568 amino acids. The record is from RefSeq and is a predicted model, not a curated record. The transcript is spliced from 10 exons.